Opisthorchis viverrini is the source of this 735-nucleotide messenger RNA. RefSeq lists its product as hypothetical. Lineage: Eukaryota; Metazoa; Platyhelminthes; Trematoda; Opisthorchiida; Opisthorchiidae. The record is from RefSeq and is a predicted model, not a curated record. The transcript has a single exon. The coding region runs from base 1 to 735 and encodes 244 amino acids.
AUGCUCGUUGCACGUCCACCGGAUGGUUCCGUGCUAGGCCAAAACAACAACGUCAACAGCAUGAACAAACACAACAACAACCACAUCAACAACUACAACAACAUUGACCCAUGCCUCGACACAUGUGGACGCAAUGAGUUCAAUUUGGUCCAAGCCAUCUUCGCUACCAAUCAAGCGUGGGUGUGGUUCCAGAUUUGUGCCAACCCCACUCGCUUUCUAGUCCUGUUCGUGCAGGUGACAGCCUGCUGUCGGCCUGAUUCUAUGCGUUCCAGUGUGGAUAGCCCUCACGUGUGGUUGUUCAGGCCACAGCACCAUGCGCCCAAAUCAGGCUGUCAGCCGUGCGCCCCGGUGCGUCCGACUCUAAAUGUUCUGCCAUGUAACGACCUCUCUGAUCCAACCUAUUCUAAAUUGGGGGCCAGUGCGUCUCAGCUGGUCCGAAGACACGAACUGGACACGUGCGCCGCCACUGUCUACAGACGGCGCAUCCGACUGCAUGGACAAAUCGCGCUCCACCAACCAAUCCUUUUUCUUUUCGCAGUUCGGCUGGCUUAUGCGCUCGUCCUCCCAUUUUUCGUUUGCUCUACCAAAUUGGAAUACAAAUGCUUGCACCUCAUUGAUUUGCUAUUCUACCAUAACUCAUUUUCUGUGAACCGACCUACUUGCUCGGAGCCCAUAAGUUUUCAGUGGAGGGUUUAUUGGAAACAAAUACUUGCUUGCACCACCACUGUUCCCUAG